Sander lucioperca (pikeperch) is the source of this 3226-nucleotide messenger RNA. RefSeq names its product nucleolar transcription factor 1-A-like. NCBI's taxonomy places the organism in Eukaryota, Metazoa, Chordata, Actinopteri, Perciformes, Percidae. The record is from RefSeq and is a predicted model, not a curated record. Bases 768 to 2900 code for a protein of 710 amino acids. The transcript is spliced from 20 exons.
GAUCGGACCCGCAGAAGAUGUGUUCUCGGCGGGCAGGAUGCCAUGUGGAUGCGGGCUUCUGUCCUGCAGGAUGCGGGUUACUUUGCAGACUCGGAGCCGCUGAUUAGCACCGCGACAGGCCGGGGAGGGAGCCCUAAACAGAGGGGAGACUCCUCUUCUCCGGGGAGGGAGCCCUAAACAGAUGGGAGACUGAUGCCUACACUUUGGUUCCUCUUCUCGGAGUCUGGAUGUGCGAGACAGCCGCUCUCCUCCGCGGCCCCCAGACUGCAUCUCUGUCCCCGGGCCCCAGUGCUCUGUCUCCCCGCCGCUGGUUUCAGCAUCUGGCCCCGGACCAGGUUAAAGUCAGGAGGGGAGAUUUCAAGAACAAGACGCUGUCCGCUGUCGCAGUGUGUUUUUAAUUUAUUUUUACUCUGUGAAAAAUACAUAAAAUAAAAAUGCUAGGCUACUGAUACAUGUAAAGUAGUUUUUCAGCGGGGUUGGCUGGUGUUUUGUAGCCGAUGUCUCUGGUUUCAUCCUCCGUCUUUUGUCCUCAUGUUUUCUCCCGGAGUUCCUCCCCCCGCGGCGCUGGGCGGGGUUUCAUACCGGACUAGACGCUCCUUUUGUCGGAUCCGUUUCGAGCUGACUCCCCGGGGUUUACGGCUGAAAAAAACACACUUUGAAAGUCCCGAAAUAAUCCAAACGACCACAGUGGUGUGCAGUAUUAAAUCGGGUUUCUGUCUCAAUCUGCAGAGGAGUGAGGCAGCGGAGUCCUCUCCGUCACUCGCUGCAUGAUGAACGGCAGCAGCAGCGUCUCUGCGGCUCAGAGCGCCAGGAUCAAGAGUGAACCAGAUGAUUGGACGAAGGAGGACUGUCUGAUGCUGCUGGAGAGGAUCCGGACUCUGCUGCCCGACACCGACGCCAUGAAGUACAAAACCACCGAGUCGCACUUCGACUGGGACAAAGUCGGCUUCGGCAGCUUCACCGGAGAAAUGUGCCGCCAGAAAUGGCAGAAAGUCUCCUCUGACGUCCGUAAGUACAGAACGAUGACGGAGCUCAUCGUUGAUGCCACUGAGUUUGUGAAGAAUCCGUACAAAGGCAAGAAACUGAAGACUCAUCCAGACUUCCCUAAAAAACCUCUGACUCCGUACUUCCGCUUCUUCAUGGAGAAGAGAGCCAAAUACGCCAAAAUCCACCCAGAGAUGAGCAACCUGGACCUGACCAAGAUCCUGUCCAAGAAGUACAAGGAGCUGCCUGACAAGAAGAAGCAAAAGUACAUCACAGAGUUCCAGCGGGAGAAAGAAGAGUUUGAGAAGAACAUGGCUCGAUUCAAGGAGGACCAUCCGGAGCUGAUAGAAGAGAGGAAGAAGUCUGACCUGCCAGAGAAACCUAAAACCCCCCAACAGCUGUGGUACAACCACGAGAAGAAGACCUACAUGAAGAUCCACCCUGAUGUGAGCCAGAAGGAGCUGAAGGAGGCUCUGAGGAGACAGUGGUCCCAGCUCUCAGACAAGAGGAGACUCAAAUGGAUCAGCAAAGCUCUGGAGCUGCAGAAAGACUACGAGGGCAGUAUGAGAGCGUACCAUGAGGCCCAUCCUGAUGUGUCCUCUGAUGACCCGGUCCGGUCGGUCCUCACUAAAGCAGAAAGACAGCUGAAGGACAAGUUUGAUGGACGACCAACCAAACCCCCACCUAAUGGGUACUCCCUGUACUGCGCUGAGCUGAUGGUGAACAUGAAGGACGUCCCGAGUACUGAGCGGAUGGUACUCUGCAGUAAACAGUGGAAGAUGAUGACGCAGAAAGAGAAGGACAUGUUCCAGAAACGCUGCGAGCAGAGGAAGAAGCAGUACGACAUCGACCUGCAGAGGUUUCUGGAGAGUCUCCCCGACGAGGAACGAGGCCGGGUCAUGGGCGAGGAGAAACUGGGCGGGGCCAAGCUGGGGGCCAGCCCCCACAGAGCCAAGUCUCCUUCUGUCAAGGUGUAUGUUUCCCGUCCAUCCCAGGAGCGGUGUCGGGAGGCGGAGCCAGAGACGUGGACGCCCGCCGGACAGCCCAAAGACAGACGGGACGGGAAGAAGGCGGCGAAGCUCCCGGAGACGCCGAAAACAGCCGAGGAGAUGUGGCAACACAGCGUGAUGGGAGACUACCUGGCCAAAUACAGAAGCGACCGCAGGAAGGCCCAGGCAGCGAUGGAGGCGGCCUGGAAGUCGAUGGAGAAGAAGGAGAAGAUCCCCUGGAUCAAGAAGGCAGCGGAGGACCAGAAACGUUACGAGGUUCAGUACCAACCCGUGAGGGAGCUGCUGGAGAUGAGGGCCCCCCCCACCACUCAGAGCCAGAGGAAACCCAAAUUUGAUGGAGAACCAAAGAAACCUCCAGUGAGCGGCUACCAGAUGUUCUCCCAGGAGCUGCUGACCAAUGGCGAGCUGAACCACUUCAGCCUGAAGGAGCGCAUGGUGGAGAUCGGGAAACGCUGGCACAAACUGAGCCAGACGCAGAAAGACAAGUACAAGAAGAUGGUGGAGGAGCAGCAGGGGGAGUACAAGGUGGAGCUGGAGGGCUGGGUCAAGUCUCUGUCUCCUCAGGACCGAGCCAGCUAUAAAGAGUUCUCCUCCUCGAAGCGACGCAGCACCACUAAGGUGCGCGGUGCUCCUGGAGCUAAAGUCCGUGUGACGGCGAAGGGUAAGGCGGCCGGAUCUAGAGCAGCUACACAGACGGUCGGAGUCACCAAGAGAGCUAUGGCAUACAGAGCUAAGGACUUGUCCGACUCAGAUGAGGAGAAGAGCGAAUCGUCCGACUCUGACGAAGAUGACGAGACGUCGGGAAGCUCAGACAGCGAGGACGACGACGAUGAUGAGAAUGAUGAUGAAGAUGACGAUGAAGAUCAGAGCUCCUCGGAGGAAUCCAGUGACUCGGACUCGGACUAGCUCCGCCCCCUCCCCCUCAUUGGAGAGGACAGGCUGUGCAGGCCACGCCUCCUCCCAUGCCGACCAAUGAGAGCGGGCGACGCUGUGACGGAGCGUUUUGUUACUCGUGUGUUUCUGUUUUUAUCGAGGGUUUGUUGGUUUUUAUCUGACAGCGUUUCAGUUGGGUUUUUGAGCCGGGGGGGCGGGGCUUGUACAGAGUUUGACAGGCAGGGGGAGGGGCGGAGCCUAUUGGAUGUUUGUUACCGCUGAGGGAGGAGCCAAGUGUUCAGCCUCCAAUCAGCUGCCUGCCUGAGAAAAUCAUUAACAAAUAAAUGCACUUUUUCUCA